AGGGGAGCCAACGAACAUGACAAGCGCAGAUCUGGUUGACUUAUUUCCUUCUUGGUUGUGGUUAGUAGCCAGUCUUCAAAGAGUCUUUCUGAUGCACAACACAACCCAGGGGCCCAUGGGCGAAAUCGCGGCUAAGAUUGAUCGAUCCAUAAUAAGACGUCGGACACAUGGUUUUAAGCCUGCACUAUACCGGGCUAGCUUUUCUGUGGAUUGGGAUAUCAGGUCAUUUCUGACAGUGCAGUGUUGCAAUGACCGCCCUGAGGAGACCCUCGAUCAUGUUAUCACCUUGAGCGGUACACCCAAGGAUGGACAGGCUCUAGGAUGUGCGGAGUACUUGCGUCAGACAUGGCCGUCUGGCGGGGACUGCGUGCUAGCCCUUCUAAAGCACCUACUUGGGUUGCCUGAUGGACAGGGUUUAACCAGACCAAUAGACUUUACAGAAAGAGAUAGCGAGGUCACGGUGUCGGGCUUCAUCAGUGGCUCAUCACUGACUGUCAAUGUGCAUGGCUUGUGCGAAUCGAUCAUCCGGAUCGGACAGCAGCUGUGCUGGCUUGGAGCCGUCCUGAGACUAUCACCUAGGGAUGACCGGAUUGCAUAUUGCCAGCCGAUCUUGAGUGAGAUUGAGGGGGUUCCGGGUCAGAUACCGUUUACGAUCAAGUUUGAUAUUCGCCUGGAAUCCAGGGAAGAUCCAGCUGUCAAUGGAGAGUGCUGGCAGAAGUUAUUUAAGAAUCUGGUCAUUGCAAAGGGCUUCCCCGUUCGACGACAGGUCGUACAGCACACGGGCUUGGAGGCUCCGCUCAACGUGCUGGGACGUCUUGUACCCUCGCGGUGGGUGUCAACCUUUGACGGCAAGGUCUACAUCAAAGGCUAUUCCUCGGUCCUUGUCCCGACAAUGAUAAUAAGGGAUACUGUUGUCUGGCACCUGAUAAGCGACGAUGAAGGGCAGUACUUGUCAUACGUGGACUCCCGAAUUGAAGCCACCCCUGGGCUCUACCCUGAAACUCUGGACUGCAAUCUCGGUUCGUUCCGUCAUAUUGUGGGCUGGUGUGGCAAGGCGAAGACUCUUACAGGCUCACCGGACGCCAGUUAUGAUGUUGAAUGGUCCGGUUUGAACAAGGUCGAGAACGGAUGUGGUUUAGCGGGCGUGACCAUAUCGCGAGGCACUGCAAUUCCUAACCUCCAAGCUCCUGCCAUGGGUACCAAGGACAAGACUUUCGAUUCUGAUUUGGGUGAAUAUAUCGGACGUCUACAGUGGGCGGCAAGGAAGUACGUUGUUUUCUAUGACGUGGGAGGUAGGCGAGGCUGGCUUGUUGACGGAGCAACUGCUCUCCUACACCUGGUUCGCGCGUCCUUGAGAUUCAGUUCGGCCGAAGAUGUAACAGGCGAGUUUACGUUUGCUCCCAGCAAGUUGCAGGAAGCCCCCGAAAAUACGACUGCACGAUCUGCCUCAAUUGCGGUCCUCAAAUCUCCACACAAUCUGGGCUUGAGAUUAUAUCAAGCCAUGCACGAGACUUUUCUGGACAGGGUUGAAGCGAUCUAUCAUCUGCUAGAGAAGGUUCUUGCUCAUCAAGCACAAAUCGGAGUUCUCAGGCAGACGCGGAUUGACACUGGCCGGUGCCCCCAGGGCGUGCUGGAAGGCUUUGACUUUAUGGAUUUGGCGGGGGAUACCGAUAACUUCCGUGCUCGCAUGAUAGACCCAUCCAUCAGCUUGCCUAGAUGGCUUGUCCUCGCAGAAAACCUUGACGCACCUGUUCUAUUCGGUAGGGAGUUUGGAGACCUCCUUCAGCCGUGCGCCGUGCUCAACGUCUGCGAUUCGUGGACAACCGUGCCGUUAGAGAAGGACUACCUGGCGGUUCGGGUGGAUGAUAUUGCUGGGAUUAUGAGAAGAAAGGGAAACAACUUCUGGUCUCCAUGGCGAGUGGUCAACGGCAUUUACUGGCACUCCCCUGAUAUGCUUUUCGAAAACUGUCCCGAGCUUCGACAUAAGCCAGAGGAAAAGUGCAAUCAUGCCCAAGUAUUGGUGGCGGAAGAGGAGGCCCGGAGCUCGCGUGGCAAGAUUAUCAGUCCUGCUAGGCUGGAGCCCCAGGGUGCCGUCAUCUUCGAUGGCUCUCCGGUUUCUCCUCAGUCUUCCUCGAUAGAUGUGCCCUUGGUCUCGGCAUUGGCUGGCUCACAGAGCCCAGAUACUGACAGCGGGAUUAGUGUUGAAUACAGUCCCAAUUCAGCAGGUAAUUCCGGCACCACUACGUUUGCCAAAGGUAAACGUCCCAUGCACACCUUAGUCGCCCCGAGUGACCCUGACAAGCGACGUUGUCAUGGGCCCUCUGGGAUAUCCACCGGGGCAUUACGAUCGGAUGAUGUUGCGAGAUUUGAAGUGUCUUGUCCUGAUGGACCUGACUUGGAUCUCGAAAAGCCAAACCAGUCAGCUAAGUCAUCCACAGUAUGGACUCGGCGUGCAGUGAGAGGAUUGCAUAUCCCUGAGAUCGACAAUGAGGUGUUUGAUUCUACUCCUGGUGCGUACGCAGAUCAUGCUACCAUCGACCCAGAUGAUUACACAGUGGGAUGGAUCUGCGCAUUGCAUGUUGAACUCAACGCCGCCCAAAGAAUGCUGGAUCGAGUCCAUGCUCGAGGUUUCGGUCACGGCAUGGACUGCAACCUAUACAUUCUAGGGCAGAUUGGAAAGCUUAACGUCGUGCUGACCUGCCUGCCGAAGGGGCAGUAUGGAAACAACAUCGCAGCGGUGGUUGCUACGCGGAUGAUGAACAGGUUUCCCAGGAUUGAGAUUGGACUUAUGGUGGGCAUUGGGGGUGGCCUUCCGAGUCCGAAAAAUGAUAUCCGCCUGGGGGACGUGGUGGUGAGCAUCCCACAUCUGCAGUAUGGAGGCGUCGUUCAGUAUGACAUGGGGAAGUUCACCAAGGACGGGUUUGUCACCACGGGCUCUUUGAAGGCACCACCAGAAAAGCUGCUACACGUGCUUAAUUAUAUGUCUGCCCACGGCUUACCUAUAACGGGCGAACUUGAGCACGAAUACCCAGGUGCUGAACUCGAUCAACUCUUCGAAGCAUCCUACCCACAUGUCGGGGGCGAAACCUGUGAGGCAUGCGACAGGGAGCAAACAGUGCAGAGAAGUAUUCUCCGGGAUAGCACGACGCCGCAUGUCUUCUACGGCACUAUUGCAUCCGGAAACUCAGUAAUCAAGGAUCCAGGGAUCAGAGAGACAUUGAUCAAGAAACAUGACGUGUUGUGCUGCGAAAUGGAAGCUGCGGGGCUCAUGAACACCAGAUUCCCCUGCCUCGUUAUUCGCGGCAUCUCCGACUACGCCGAUUCGCAUAAAAAUGACAUUUGGAUUCCAUACGCGGCUGUCGCUGCCGCUCAAUAUGCGCGGGACCUGCUCCUUGCUAUGCCGGCGGCUAUUACGUUGUCCGACACCGUGGGCUGA
Messenger RNA from Aspergillus calidoustus, 3436 nucleotides. NCBI's taxonomy places the organism in Eukaryota, Fungi, Ascomycota, Eurotiomycetes, Eurotiales, Aspergillaceae. The record is from the annotation of a GenBank genome assembly.